AUCCAGCAUUUGUUAUUGUCGGCCGCUUUUAGUUUUCUUAGAACAAACCAUCAUGGCUCAGUCAAAUUUAAGAAAUUACCUGCGUUCCCUACGCUGGACCCCCUUACCAGUGGGAGUAGGUCUAGCUCUCAUAGCCUUCCAGCAGUACAGACACACAAGGAAACGUGAGGCAGCUAAAUUAGGGCAGCUGCAGCCAUGUGAUUGCUUAGCAGAGGAGUGGGAAGUGGCAGCAUACAAACUGUUGCCUCUCCGCUCUUUCUCCAGAGCAUGGGGAUGGGUGAAUGGGAUCGAACUUCCAGAGUGGUCAAGAAAGUCUGUGCUUGGAUUCUACGUUCGAGCAUUUGGAUGUAACAUGGCAGAAGCUGAAGUAGAGGAUUUGAAUCAGUAUUCUUGCCUCUCAGACCUAUUUCGACGGUCACUCAAAGAAGGGAUUCGUCCAGUUGACCUCUCUGCAGAAGUAGUCAGCCCAGCAGAUGGAACUGUGUUGUCAUUUGGCACUGUAGAUUGUGGAUCCCUUGACCAGAUAAAGGGAGUGACAUACCCAUUAGGAAGUUUCUUGGACCCCAAUUGCUGGACCAAAGGAGGACCAAUGAUAGUUGAUAGUAAAACUGAUGAUGGUUGUUUCCACCAGUCAUGCUUAAAUGACAGCAACAACAUACUUUACCAUUGCGUCAUCUAUUUAGCUCCUGGUGAUUACCAUCGCUUCCACUCCUCGGCAGAUUGGCAAAUUCAUUUUCGUAGACACUUCCCAGGAGAAUUGCUCAGUGUUAAUCCAUCAAUUGCUGCUUGGGUGAGAGAUCUCUUUAUUUUAAAUGAAAGGGUAGCUUAUGUAGGACGUUGGAAGCAUGGCUUUUUCUCUAUGACAGCUGUUGGUGCCACAAAUGUGGGGUCUGUUAAGGUUUAUUUUGAUGAUGAACUAAAAACAAAUUUAAAUAAAUGGCAAAAGGAUAACUUCUUUGAUAAACAUUUCAAAGGAAAGUCAAUAGACUUAAGUCGAGGGGGCAACUUUGGGGAAUUUAACCUAGGUUCUACUAUUGUUCUUGUUUUUGAAGCCCCUAAAGACACAAAAAUAUGUGUAGAAGCAGGGCAGAAGGUAAAAGUAGGGCAAGCUUUGUUUAGAAUAAUUAAUUCUUAUGUAGGGAAAGCUAGUUCUGAAAUAAAUCAUCCUGGACCUCAGAGGUAAAUAUAUUUGUGAUAGCACAGACAAUGUAUUUAAAUAUUUCUUGUAAAGAUGUUAUCAUAAUAAAAGAUAAUCAAGAUA
Penaeus monodon (black tiger shrimp) is the source of this 1261-nucleotide messenger RNA. RefSeq names its product phosphatidylserine decarboxylase proenzyme, mitochondrial-like. Gene Ontology annotation, molecular function: phosphatidylserine decarboxylase activity. Gene Ontology annotation, biological process: phosphatidylethanolamine biosynthetic process. NCBI's taxonomy places the organism in Eukaryota, Metazoa, Arthropoda, Malacostraca, Decapoda, Penaeidae. The record is from RefSeq and is a predicted model, not a curated record. Gene Ontology annotation, cellular component: mitochondrion.